AUGCCCUUCCACGCUUCGACAGCAAACAUGGCAGCACUCUUGAGAUCAGCACGGUUACUCAAAUUCUCGCCUUCGGGCUUGCUUCAGAUCGCAGGAACCAACAGAACCGGACCGCCGCUCAGCCGGCUGUACAGCGGAGCUCUCGGUAGCCGAAGGACCGGAGGUUGUUCCCGGCUGACGAGCCCUGCUGCAUCCAGCAGUCGUGUGUGGCCGUAUGCAGUGGGGUGUGCGCGUAGUUAUGCUGUGGCCACAGAUAAGAAGGAUGAGGCCGGCGUUGCAGUGCGAUCCAAGCAGGCUCAGCAGUUUGACUGGGCUCUGACCAAGCUGGACAACUCUGUGAGGAGGACCGGCCGCAUCACCAAGACCCUACUGCUCCACAUCUUCCACGACAUCUGCAGGACAGGGUAUCCCAGUGGUAACCAGGCCUUGUUGCUGCUGCGUAGCUGUGGGUACCUGCUGCCUGAGGUGCCUCAGGAGGAACGCACUGUGCUGGCACACCGCAUGUGGGAGAAGCUGAAGGAGCUGGGUGCCCAGUUUGAUGUUAGUCAUUACAACGCCCUGCUAAAGGUUUACCUGCAGAAUGACUUCAAGUUCUCACCCACUGACUUCCUGGCCAAGAUGGAAGCAGCUAACAUCCAGCCCAACAGAGUUACCUACCAGAGACUCAUAGCAGCCUACUGCCAAAAUGGAGAUAUCGAGGGAGCCAGCACCAUAUUGGGUUUCAUGAAGAGCAAAGAUUUACCCAUUACUGAGGCUGUUUUCAACUCCCUGGUGACAGGCCACGCUCGUGCCGGUGAUAUGGAGAGUGCGAAGAACAUCCUGUCUGUGAUGCAGGGAGCGGGAAUUGAACCGGGUCCUGACACCUAUGUCUCACUGCUUACCACCUAUGCUGAAAAGGGAGACAUGGACACACUGAAAAAGACUAUAGAGGAAGCAGAGAGUGCAGACUGCAAUCUAAUGGACAGAGACAUCAUGCAGAUCAUCCUCACUCUGGCCAAGGCCGGACACCAGCAGCACAUCCCACAGAUGGUUGAGCGCUUGAAGCAAGAGAGGGGUUAUGUGCCAGAUGCCAUGAACUUGUGUCUGAGCCUCAUCACCCAGGGACAGGAGGACACGGCUUUUACCAUCCUGAAGAAUUUCCCCACACUGCAACCUGAUACUGUGAACACAGACUCCCCCAACCUGGGCAACUUCUUCCUCAGACACUGUGUCAAUAUGGAUAUGGCAGUGGAGAAGAUCGGGCACUACUGUAAAGAGCUCCAGGACUCAAAUCUACACACUUCACCACUCGUCUUCUCCUUGCAAUGUGCUCUGGAGGCCAGGAAGACUGGUAUGUCUUUACAGCUGAUGAAGAUACUGAAGGAGCAAGGCUUACCCAUAAGGCAGCACUACUUCUGGCCCCUCCUCAGUCCGAAUAUGAAGGACAACACAGCUGGUGUGCUGGAGGUGAUGAAGGGCAUGCAGGAACUCGGCGUGUCUCCCGAUGCAGAGACUUUGACCACCUACGUCGUACCCGCCUUCUCCAGCAUAGAGGCAGCACAACAGGCCUUCCAAGAUGCAGGUGUCCUCCUGCAGUCUGUGGCCUUCUUGUCUUUAAAGGUUUGCUCAUUGGCUGUGUCCAACCUGGCCCAAGUGUACCCCCUGUUGUCGGAUCCCUCCUUCACCUCGUUGGAUCUCAGCUAUUUCCGUGGCAGCCUCAUCCUGGGCUUCAGAAAGUCUGACGAUGUGGAGAGCAUGGUGAAGAUUACUGAGCUCUUAUACAAAGACGAGCGCUUCUCCAAUGAAAGCUCCAAUCCUGCUGAAGGGGUAUCCUUCUUGUUGUACAGUCUGAUCGACAACAUGUCAGAGCAGGAGGUGCAGGCACAGGAAGACAAACUGAGAAAAUUCUUCAAUCAGCUAAAAGCUCAGAACAUAACAAUUUCAUUAAACAUCUACAGAGGCAUCAGGAACCUUCUGCAGUCUUACCACAUCCCAGAGCUCAUCAAGGAUGUGAUCACUUUGGUGGAUCCCAAAGACAGAAUGUCCAUUGGCUCAGCUGUUCCCCAGGCUACUGGAAUUGGAGUUAAUGUGCAGGUGCUUGAGAGCAAAUUGGCUGAGCUGAAAGCAGAGAACAAACCUUUAGGCUCCGUUCUCAAACAGGUCAUCCAGGCUCUCUGUGUGGAGGAGAACCUGCAGCGCGCCCUUGAGCUGAAGCAGCAGUACGAGGAGGAGGUGACAGUCAGCAGCUACACCAUCCUCAUCAACCAGUGCUGUCACCACAACAAUGUGGAGGAGGCGCUCAACCUGAAGAGGGAACUAAGUCGUAAGGACUCAUCAGCAGUGCUGGAUACCAAUAAAUACAUCGCCCUGGUCAAGGUGCUCUCCAAGAAUGAAAGAGUGGAGGAGGCGGUGGACAUCCUGAAGGAGAUGAAAGAGAAGGAGGUGGCAAUAACUGACGCACACGUCGUCAUGCUUUUCCACACACUCAACGCCCUAGCGGCCAAAGGCGACGUGCCUGUCAUCCAACAGCUGCAGGACACCAUCUUUACCCUUGGUCUGACCAAGCCCUCCGCCAAUCUCUGUUCACCUCUGAUCACUGCCUACCUGGAGAGAAAGGACCUGCCCGGAGCUCUAGAGGCAGUGCUGGAGUGUCAGAAGCGCUACAACCACAUGCCUCGCAUCCACGACAUCCUCGUCGCGCUGGUGGAGAAAGGAGACACCGAACUGCUGCAGAAAGCCAUGGACUUCAUAAGUCAGGAGCGAGGGGAGAUGAAUAUGCUGUAUGAUCUGUGCUUUGCGUUCCUGCAGACGGGCCGCUACCGUGAGGCUCGCAAGGUCAUUGAGACCCCCGGGCUGAGGGCAAGGCCUGGACGCCUGCAGUGGUAUGCAGAGAAAUGCAUUCUUGCCAACCAGAUGGAGGCCUUGGAGCAGAUGGUAGACAUGACGGCCAAACUGUUUCAGUGCGACAGAGAUGAGAUGUACAGUUACAUCCUCCGUCUGUGCAAGAAGACAAACAACUGGGAGAAGGCCGAGGCGCUGUGGACAAAAAUGCAGGAGGAGAACAUCAUUCCCAAGGAGAGGACCCUGCGUAUGCUGGCAGACAUCCUGAAGAGUAACGGCCAGAAGGUGCCCUUCGAAGUGCCUGAGACGUGGUAUGAAGAAGCUGCCACCAAGCAGCAGGUGAAGGCAUCGACCACCCCCACCACAGCAGAAGGUGUUACUGAAUACGAGACCCGGCUGUUCACCCUCUGCAAGAAGGGCAGAGCCAAAGAAGCCUUGGGGAUGCUUAAGAAAUCUGAUAAAACGGGUGUGUCGUUAACCCCUGCCACAUAUGACCACCUGAUCCGUGCGCUGUUGGCUGAGGGAGCCAUUGAGGAUGCCAUGGGAGUCAAGGACAUUGCCGUGUCUCAUAUGCCAAACUUCCAGCUGAGUGAUAUCGCCACCAGUUUGGUCGUCAUCUCUCUCUGCAAGAGAGGCCAGGCCAAAGAUGCUUUUCAGCAACUGAAGUCUAUGCUGCAGGAGGACCAAGUGCCCUCGCAGCUCGCCAUCACCAGACUGGUUCAGGCCCUAGGUAGCCACGGUGACGUGGCUGGCAUCCAGGAAGUGGAGUCUCUGAUGAAGGGCCUCGGCACAACCCUGAACCUGUCCAGCAUGAUGUUUGUCAACAACACGGCACUGGGACACAUCAAGAAUGGUGAUGUGGAGUCAGCAGUGGAGCUGCUGGAGUCAGUCUACACCAGUCCAGACAGCACAAACCCCAGUAUGUCCUUCGUCUUCAGGAAGAUCUUGGAAGACAACAACGACAAAGCCAUAGACAAGUUGAGUGCUAUGGCAGAGCGGCUAGCCAACCACUUUGCCUGCUACAGACCAGCUUCAGACCUCUUCAUCCAGCUGCUGGAUAUGGACAAAUUCGAGGACGCCAAGUUCAUGUUGGCCCGCUGUAACGCCGUGGCUGAACAGAAGGAGGUGCUGAUAUCUUUCUUGACUCGAAAAGCUCAGAGUCCUGGACAGGUGUACAAAAUCAAGUCCCUGCUGAGCCUGAUUCCAGACUUCGCCGAGAAGGAGGUGUUGUACUCGUACCUGAUGAAAUGUCACAGUCUGGAUAAGGACUUACCGUCAGCCAAGGCUCUGCAUGAGCAGAUGCAGAAGGAGGGGAUAGUCGCAGAUGAGCUGUCACUCAAACGGCUGGCUGGGCUUUACCGCCAAGUGGGAGAGCCGGUGCCCUUCAGUGAGCCCCCUGAGUCCUUCAAGUUUUAUGCAAACAAGCUGAAAGAGAAACUUGGCAAAGCCCAGACGACAGCAGAGGAAUAAAAAGAUUCAUCCUCCUCUCCUCUUACCUCCUUCCAAAUCCCACUCGUUUCUUCCUUUGUCUCUUGCUUUUUUUUUUAUAUAAGUUGUUUGAGCUGAAAUUUUGAGUAUUAUGUGUUGUAUCUGUUGGAUGUUCGACUCUGUCCGCUGUGAAAUUGAUAAUGUUGACGAUGAAGAUGUUGAGAAUGUACAGAAGUAUUUAUGCUAAUAAACAAAGUUAGGAAUCCA
This is a messenger RNA of Seriola dumerili (greater amberjack), 4515 nucleotides long. RefSeq names its product leucine rich pentatricopeptide repeat containing (gene lrpprc). The coding region runs from base 1 to 4290 and encodes 1429 amino acids. Gene Ontology annotation, molecular function: protein binding. NCBI's taxonomy places the organism in Eukaryota, Metazoa, Chordata, Actinopteri, Carangiformes, Carangidae. The record is from RefSeq and is a predicted model, not a curated record. The transcript has 38 exons.